Messenger RNA from Bombyx mori (domestic silkworm), 6655 nucleotides. It is a transcript of the gene Mob4, whose product is annotated as preimplantation protein. The coding region runs from base 248 to 910 and encodes 220 amino acids. NCBI's taxonomy places the organism in Eukaryota, Metazoa, Arthropoda, Insecta, Lepidoptera, Bombycidae. Gene Ontology annotation, molecular function: integrin binding. Gene Ontology annotation, cellular component: focal adhesion; integrin complex; cell surface. Gene Ontology annotation, biological process: cell-matrix adhesion; cell migration; cell adhesion mediated by integrin. The transcript has 7 exons. The record is from RefSeq and is a predicted model, not a curated record.
UGAAAAAUAUUCGGUUCUCAAAUAUUAAGCGUAUAAUCUAUGAUUCGGAGUCCUCUGUCCUCUCUCUCAUAUUAUGAAAGGAUUUUUUUUGGCUAAAGCUAAAGUUUCUUAUAAUUCUAAAAUAUAAAUAAUAGUGGUAGAGGUGAAGCAUAAUUCAAAUAAGUGCCGUCGUAACUAUCAGAGGCUUGUUAACAUUCGAACCAGUAUAGACAAACAAAAGUAUCUUGUCGCCAUUCCACCAAAAGAAAUGACCGACGGAGUUCAAAUACUCCGACGCAAUCGACCCGGCACCAAAGCCAAGGACUUCUGUCGCUGGCCUGAUGAACCCUUUGAAGAAAUGGAUAGCACAUUGGCUGUUCAACAAUUUAUUCAACAAACUAUUCGACGUGACCCUUCGAAUCUCGAAGCUAUUUUGAAGAUGCCAGAGGUGUUGGAUGAAGGUGUUUGGAAGUAUGAACAUCUAAGACAAUUUUGUAUGGAGCUCAAUGGAUUGGCUGUGCGCCUACAAAAUGAAUGCAAACCUGAAACAUGUACACAAAUGACUGCAACAGAACAGUGGAUAUUUCUGUGUGCAGCACAUAAAACUCCUAAAGAAUGUCCAGCCAUUGAUUACACACGGCACACUCUAGAUGGAGCAGCUUGCUUGUUGAAUAGCAAUAAAUACUUUCCAAGCAGGGUGAACAUCAAGGAUUCAUCAAUUGCCAAGUUGGGAUCUGUUUGUAGAAGGGUUUACAGGAUCUUCUCACAUGCAUACUUUCAUCAUCGUUCAAUUUAUGAUGCAUUUGAAAGAGAAACUCAUUUAUGCAAGAGAUUCACAUAUUUUGUAACAAAAUACCCAAUAAUACCUCAAGAAAUUCUAAUUUUACCUAAACUUGAUGAUGAAGUACCAGCUGGUGAAUCAGAAGCUUGAAAUUUGUUUAAACAAUUACAAUUUAAACAUUUCUCUGAUGGAAAACAACAUUUAAAUUGAAUUUAUUUAUUUACAUACUUGUGUUUCUUCCACUACCAAGGUUAAAUUAUAUAUUUAAAUUUAGUGUGAAAAAUUGUGUACACCAAUAUAAAUUAAAUUAUUUAUAUGCAUUAACACAAUACAAUGUUCAUUCUACAUAGGUUUAUGGUAUUGAUAGAUCUGUAAAUCAAGUAUAAAUAAAAUGUGCACAAACAUUCAUUUAUUUGCCAAUUUCACUUAUUGGAUUCACACCUUUUAUUACAAAUAUACACAUAAAUAAUAUCACAAAAAACAUUGUGUCUAUUAUUGUUGAAGAAAUAAAUAUUUUAUUACAGGAUAGUAAUAGAAAUUCAUAGGAAUUAAUAGUUCACAGAAAAAUAUUUAAUUUUUGCUAUUUUGAAUCUGCUUGAAUACCUUUUUUCGUUUUGAGUGUAGUUGCUGUUUUUUAUUUGGUUGAUUCUCAUUUUGUUCCCAAAACUUUUUUCCAUUUAUUGAUUGACAACUAAAAGAGAAUACAAUUUGUGAUUAUUUACAUAACCUACAUACUUUGUCAGAUUAAUAAUAGAGAAAUAAAUACUAAAAUAUUGCAGGAAAUGAAUUAGGUUUAAUAUAAUAGAUGAUAAUGAUUUAUCAUACAUUUGGUACAGUAGUUUGGUCACUUGGUGCUGAAUAGAAAAUUGCCUUUUUAUAAUUUCUGCACAAGAUAUUGUUUUGGAGAUAGCUGCACCAACACCGCUCCAAACAACUGCUGUUGCUGUUUUAUCUUCUAGUAUGCCGGUUACGUGGUUUAGGAGGUUUGACAUCUUACUUCCUCCUCUGACCUGUAUCAAAUAAGUAAAUAAUAAUGUAUAUAUAAUUAUAAUUUCUUUAUUUACUACAUAAACUCUUAAAUCAUGACCUAGAAUACUAUUUACAUAUUUAACAAACUUAGAGAUUACGCAGAUGGCAUCAACAAUAUAAAAUUAACCAAUGAUCUUCACACUAGGCAUAGCGUGUAUCGUGAGGACCAAAAUGCGAUUUACGAUGUAUAUAAUUGACCUCAAAACGACAUCACUAUUAUUAAUAAUUAUUACGCUCAAAAACAUGCGUUAGAAGAUUUAACAUAUAAGAUAAUAAAAAAAUUUGAGUAUUAAAAAUAACACAUCAAAUAAUUACUCAUAUGUGGGGAGCGUAGACAUAAACAAUUAUAAAAUAAAUUAAUAAGAAAAAAUAAACAAAAAGAUACAAAAUUAAAAAAUCUACUGCUAUUUCUUGUUUUUAAUUAAGUUCUCUGUGUCCAUAGAGUUCAAUGUAAGCAACCAUUUUUUCACUAGUGGUUUAGCUUGCCUGACCGUUUUGUGUUUUAGGUUUUCAUUACAAUGUCUGAUUUAAAUAAAUUAAUAUUAAACACCCUAACCAUCAAGUUUGACUCUUUUUUAAUUAGAGUUUGCGAUGUACCUGCAUCCAAAGGAAAUUAUCAGGUAAGCCUUCAAUGGGAAUUUUAUCUCGUUCAAACUCCUGUUCAACAUUUUUGCCUUUUGUAUAAUUUUCCAUUAGUGGUGAUAAUUUAUACACAAUACAUUUAUUAUGUAUGAUAUCUGAGGUUAAAUCGUUGUGUUGAGGUUAUAUUUACGAUUGUUUGUUUGUUUGAAUUCGUCCAUUAGACAGGCAAAGGGAACAAAGUUCAUACUGCAAAAUCUUUUGUAACAAAUGCUGAAGCCUGUCGCAUGAAAAGUGAAAUGGACGGAAAUUAAAUUAAAUUAAAAGAAGUGAGGAAUUUUUGGGCGAGAAAGCGAGAUACAAUUUUUUUUACUAAUUUAAUAUUUCUUGGAGUUUAAGCGUAGCAUAGUGGUGGCUUGUUAACCGCUUACGAUCUGUGAACGUGCAGAAUACUGCAGAAGUGUAGGAUAAGGUGUUUAAAGUCGUCGUGGUCUAAAGGAUAAGACGUCCGAUGCAUUCGUAUCUAGCGAUGCAACGGUGUUCGAAUCCCGCAGCCGGGUACCAAUUUUUCUAAUGAAAUACGUACUUAACAAAUGUUCACGAUUGACUUCCACGGGGAAGGAAAUAACAUCGUGUAAAAAAAUCAGACCCGUAAAAUUAUAAUUUACAUAAUUAUUGGUGGUAGGACGUCUUGUGAGUCUGCACAGGUAGGUACCAUCACCCUGCCUAUUUCUGCCAUGAACCAGUAAUGCGUUUCGGUUUGAAAGGUGACAAAGUCAUUGUACUGUUGAUGACCAACUGAGACUUUAGAAAUAACAUCGUGUAAUAAAAAUCAAACCCGUAAAAUUAUAAUUUGCGUAAUUACUGGUGGUAGGACCACUUGUGAGUCCGCACGUACUGUAGGCGCGCGAGUUCAUGUCCAUCCUGAGAAAUACGGUAGUGCUGUGACCUAAUUAAAUAUGGUAAUGUAGAUAAUAACUACCGAUUUAGUCAACAGCUGUCGAUUUGGUUUAAUGUAACUUAAGGUAAUUUUGCAAUUUAUGGAAUAAAAUAAAUGUGAUAAGUAAUUACUUGUUUAUUUCUAAUAGAGAAAAAUAUUUUUUAAAUUCCUGUUCAAUCACUAUCGAAUGAAAAGACAACCGACAGAUCAGAGUCGGAAUCAGCAUGUAUCUUUAUCUCUAUCUGAACUUAUUGGAAGCGGAGUAGUCAUGGUUAAAUAACACAAUAGCGUUAGCGUAAAUUUUCGAUAUCGUUAUCGUGCGUUACAACCGUGACGGACAACACUCGACGUCAGACAAAUGCGGGGAGACGGGUGAAGGUGGGGCGGGCUGCCACCGCGCGUCUCCUCUGGCCUCGAUGGACAUUAACUCGCGCGCAUACAGUGUACACACUACCUAAAUGCGCCACCCACCUCGAGAUAUAAGUUCUGUGGUCUCAGUAUGGUUACAACGGCUGCCCUACCCUUCAAACCGAAACGCAUUACUACUUCACGGCAGAAAUAGGCAGGGUGGUGGUACCCACCCGCGCGGACUCAGAAGAGGUCCUAUCACCAAUAAUUACGCAAAUUAUAAUUUUGCGGGUUUCAUUUUUAUUACACGAUGUUAUUCCUUCACCGUGAAAGUCAAUCGUGAACAUUUGUUGAGUACGUAUUUCAUUAGAAAUAUUGGUACCCGCCUGAGAUUCGAACACCGGUGCAUCGCUCAGCACGAAUGCACCGGACGUCUUAUCCAUUAGGCCACGACGACUUCAAUAGGCCAAGACGAAUUCGUUGGUUCUUCGUGGUUCUUCUGGUUCCUUCAAAAGGAUGACUGAAGUCUCAGUAAAUCUCCACUAUUUUACUGGGACGUUAUGACAUGUCAUUUAAUCUCGUUUCCUCCGAUUUCAUCUCAAUAGAUUAGUAUCUCAAAUAAAAUACGAUACGUCGUCGUCGUGGCUUAAAGAAUAAGACGCCCAGUCCAUGCGUAUCAAGCGAUGCAUCGAUUCGAAUACCGCAGGCAGUUUCCAAUUUUUCUAAUGAAAUACGUACAUAUCAAAUGUUCACGAUUGAUUUCCACAUGGAAGGAAAUAACAUCGUGUAAAAAAAAUCAGACCCGUAAAAUUAUAAUUUACAUAAUUAUUGGUGGUAGGACGUCUUGUGAGUCUGCACAGGUAGGUACCAUCACCCUGCCUAUUUCUGCCAUGAACCAGUAAUGCGUUUCGGUUUGAAAGGUGACAAAGUCAUUGUACUGUUGAUGACCAACUGAGACUUUAGAACUUAUGUCUCAAGGUAGGUGGCGGCAUUUACGUUGUAGAUGUCUAUGAGCUCCGGUAACUAUUUAAUACCAGGUGGGCCGUGAGCUCAUCCACUCAUCUAAGCUAUAUAAAAAAAAAACCAUUUCAUUCUGGGCCAUUUUCAUAUAACGUGUAUAUUCCUUAAUUGAAGAUUUUUUAUAAUCUCGAUAGUGGCAGAAAUAGCAUUUCAAGACGUCAAUUGCCAUACUGAAAAGAAGAAGAAUUUAGGUGACUUAAUACAACAUCUUAACUAUUGGAGAAGAUGAUCAGAAAUAACCUCUCAGUGAUGAUAGAAAUUUUCUGAGAGACUUAAUGGAUUUUGAAAGAACACGGGAAGCAACUUUGUAUAUUUUUUUAUUAAGGUCGAAGUUUCAAGUGUAUGAUGGCCAUCCUACCAUUCAAGCCCGAACCUAUGAUCGUUUCGUUUCGAUCGUUCUCCCAAGAAAUAGGCAGGACGGUCGGACAAGAUAGUCGAGGGAUUAGGUGUAUGAAGUGAGUACAAAAGGUACAACGACCAUCAAGAAUAAGGCCUGGGAACCUCAAUUUUACCCUAACCUAACCAAAGUAAUUGUGAUGAAACGCUAGUUCGACAGUUAAUAUUAUAUUUACAAUUCUGACUUCGAUCUCAAGUCUCAAGAUGGUUGGCAGCAUUCUCCUUGUGAUGACGGCCUACGGACUCAGGUAGCACUUCAACGCCAGGUGAACUUUGAUUUCGUUCGCCCAUUAAUAUUGAAGGUUUGACACAAUGUCAUUCCCUCAUCGCGAAAGUCGAUCGUGAACAUGUGUUAGGUAUGUAGUAUGUCUAGAAAAAUGGAUACCUUUCUGUAAAUAUUUUUUUAUACGAGAACACCGGGCGCCUUAUCCAUAAUUAGGUCUUUAAGAGCUAAAAACCAAAUUUUUUCAACUCCAUUUACUGACCUAGAAACUGUGAAGAUAUAUAUAUAUAUGGCUGUAAGAUAUGGAUAUAUGGUAAGAAAAUAAUUAUUAGAUUUGAAUUUCCCCUUUUAAUACAAAUAAGUAAGUAAGUUAUCAAAGUAACGCCGACGCACUAAUGUUCAUAAAAAAUAUUGUUAGUCUGGAUCUUAGGGGAUCCUUUAAAAUAUUUAUAAAAGAUUAUUACCAUGCCCAAAAUGUGCUUAAAAUUUAGAAAAUGUACUUAAUGUUCUAAUAAUUAUCUAAUAUAUUAUUAAUAUUAGGAAACAUAUUGUUUUACUAAUAAGUGUGCGUAAACCACAAACACUAUUUAUUUGCAUGAUUAAAAGAUUAAAGGUUAUCGAAGGAGUUGUAAGUACAGAGCAAUUGCGUUAUUUAUGUCAGGGCUAUCGUACAAUAAUACCGUUCGAAGUAUUUUCCCGUUUUCCAGUUAAUUAAGUUUCUAUCUAAAAGCACUAUGCAGUGUUCUCGAGUUAAAGUAGCGUUUUUAUUUUUAUCUGUUUUACCAUGGACUAUUAUGGCAGCGAAAAGACCGUUCGUUAUGGAUGAGCGCUGGGUAUGUGCUGUUAAGGUCUCAUGUUUUGAUUGUUUGAAAUUAUCCCAAUGCUCGUGGUGUGUAAAAGAAAACAAAUGUUUCUCAAACGAGUUGUGGGGUAACAAAGGCCUCUGCGUAAACGAUACUAUCGAAUUUACUGAUUUUGGACUUAGUAUCGUAGAGAACGCACAAUGUUCAUGUCAGAGCAAAGAAAAUGAAGAUAAUUGCUUCUCUCCAGAGGUCACGAAGGGAUUGAAAUGCUCUGGACGGGGAACCUGUGUUUGCGGUCAUUGUGUUUGUGAUACUGAUGCCGCUAAUCCUUCUAAGAUGAUCAUGGGGGAAUACUGCGAGUAUGAUAAUUUCUCCUGCGAUGGGCCAAAAUGCACCGAAGGCCCAUAUCACAUCAGCCAGGUGUACGAAAACGACGGGUCAUUUAAAGUAUACAGAGACGACAGUUUAGUUGAAAAAGACUACUCUUCAUAAUUUUUGUAAAUCAUCUACUUCAACGCACCAAAGAAUAAGAAAUAAAUGGAAUAUCUUAAUAGUAA